Molecule: messenger RNA, 2916 nt
Organism: Cavenderia fasciculata
Lineage: Eukaryota; Evosea; Eumycetozoa; Acytosteliales; Cavenderiaceae
Exons: 2
Coding region: 1-2916 (971 amino acids)
Source: RefSeq, a predicted model, not a curated record
AUGAAUGACAACAAUAAUAGAAUUUCAGAGGAGGAGAGGAAGUUGUUAGAUAGUUUAAAUAGUCAUAGUAGUAAUAGUAAUAAUGAUUAUCAUCCAACUUCAUCAUCACCAAAGAGAAUAGUUAGAAUGACUACAACAAAUAAUAAUAAUAAUAAUAAUAGACAAAUAGAUAAUUCAGAUGAUUCAUUUGCAUUGGAUGGUGAAGGAGGAGAGGGAGCACCUUCUUCGUCAUCAUCAAUAGAAGAUCCAAUUGAAAAGGAAUUGAGACGAAAGAUGAUGUCAAUGUUGACUAGUAGUAACUCUCAGGGUGUUUCAAAUGACUUGUCAAAGAGAUCGGGCGGACUGCCCAUCAAUGCCAAAAAGUCAACAUCUCCCAACAAUCAACUUACAUCUUCCCUCUCGGGAACUGCAUCAUUGACAAGUUCAAGUGGAGGUUUAAAAGUAAACCAUCAUGGUCAACAACAGACAUAUGAUGAUUAUUCAUCAUCGUCAUCAUCCAAUUUAGAUGAAUUAUAUGUUACAUGUGAAAGAGAAAGAAUCAAAUCAUAUGCAAACGAUUGUAAAUGGGAGUUGGUUAGCGACAACAGGAUAUUGAGGGAAUAUAGAAUGUAUGCAGUUGAAGAAUGGAUAUUCAAAUCAAAUCAUUUAUGGUCUGCCGUAGAGUUUACUGGUAAUCCUCGUGACGAAAUUAUAGUUGCAGUAUUUAAACCUUCUUCUAGAGAGUCUGCUUCUUCCUCUCAAUCAAACAAUCAAAUUGGUGAUAUAGGAGGAGGAGGAAGUAAUACAAGAUCAUUAUCAACACUCUUUUCAAAACCACCAGCUGGAUGUUACCCGACAAAAACAAAGCUUGGACAACUGAUCGUUGUAAACUCACAGAUGAUCAGUAGUGGUGGUAGUGGAACGAGUCUGUCGAGCUCUGGUACUGGAUUGGGUCUCAAUUUCAUUGCACUUCGGUCGAAUCAGUUGGGCAAUGAUUUCGACAGAUACAUCUCGUCGCUCAAGAUCAACCUCCAACUCAAACGACUGGGGUGUAUGCGAUCCAAGUAUCUCUUGUCGUAUCUACCAUUUGACAGUGAUGCACGUACGACGUUUGAACAGUUGUCGGGCGCCUCGUCGACCAAUCUCAGCAACAUCACUUUGUUUGUCAAGGAACUGCAAGCUGCACUGUCUCAUCUCAACUAUCUCCCCUUGUUGACACGUAUCGAUGGCCAGUACGACCAAAAGACAAUCAACGCAGUCAAAGCAUUCCAAAUUGACAAUAACCGAAAGAAUGGCAUCUCCAACUCGAAAGAGGUCGAGGGAUACAUUGACCAAUUCACAUUCAAAGGCAUCGCCGAAGACAUUAACAAUCUCAAAAGAAAACUAGAGUCACUUGGAUACAAACCACCCAAUCAUCCCAUCAAAGACUACAUGUCAUUCAACGAACUAAUGAAAAACUUUCAACAAAAGAAUAGAAUCUAUCCAGAUGCACCUGGAAAAAAUAUUCUAAGUUAUUUGGAUCAUAUAAAAGAUAAAGAGAAUAACCAUCAUCAUCAUCAUAAUAGAGCGUAUUCACUUGGUGCACAACAUCAAGAUGAUAAUAAUAAUAAUAAUAACAAUAUACCAGAUAUACAACCACUAGAUUUAACUAAUAAUAAUAAUAAUAAUAAUAAUUAUGAAAACAACUUUGUAAAUAGAAACCAACAACAACAACAACAACAACAACAACAAAAUAUGAAUGAAGAUCUUGAUCAAGAUGAUAUUAAAUUUAAUAAUUUUGAUCAAGAUGAUAAUAAUAACCGCGGCGGUCGAUCCAACAACAACAACAACAACAACAACAUGGAUAGUGAUGAUGAAGAUGAUGAAUAUGAAUAUGGAGAUGCAGAGUCUGAUACAAGUAAGAGUGAAAAGAGUUAUAUGGAUAGUCAUAGCAGCGGAGGCUAUUACGAAUCGGAAGGGUCUGGAAAUGAUAUACUCCCCUCUUCACCGUUAUUUGCUCGAAACAAGUUUAUUCAUGGUAUUACUCAAGCUGGUGGAUCAGCACCUGUCUCUCAAAUAUCAUCACCAUCCUUACAACAUGCAAUAUCAUCUACUGCUUCAGCAAGUCCUUCAUCCUCUUCUCCAUUGAUUCAAUCCAUUCAAAAUAGAAAUCUAAAAUUGCAACAUAGUCAACAAAAUGUAAAUAAUCAAAAUAAUCAAAAUAAUAUGUCAUCUCAACAACCCGCGCCUAUAGUUGGACCAAAUGCAAUGUUACACCUUUCAACAGAUGAUGAAGAAUAUUCAGAUGAUGUAGCUGGUAACCAUGGUCGUGACAGUGAAGAUGUAAACAAACUGGAAACACCAACCGAAGCAGAAGAGAAACAAAAGUUAUUUGAAAAGAUUAAAGAAUUGGAAACACUGGUAGAACAACAACAAAAGGAUUAUACUAUUUUGAAACAAGAGUUUGAGGAAAUGUCUGAUAAUUUCCAAUUACUCCGUGAUCGAUCCGCCAAAGCUUUGGCAUUAUUCUCAACCAAUGAAAAAGUAUUGGAAGCUACAAAUGGAAAAAUUGGACAAAUCUACAAGGAAUUACCAAUCAUUGAAGAAAAGGUUAACAUUAAUGUUGAUACUUUACAAUCUUAUUCAAAUAGAAUUAAAAGAUUAGAUGAUAUAGUAUUAUCAGUACAAAGAAAGAAUGAAAGAAAUAUUUUAAUUUCUUUUCUACUAAGUAUUAUAUCAUUGUUUGCAGUUGCAUUUGCCUAUUUAAUCAUGUUUGUUCACAAGUUAAAGAGAAAAAUGGUACCAUCUGACAAACCUCCUUCAAGCAAUGAAGAUAUCAAACGUUUCAUUUCUAAACAAAAGUUAAAAAUUACAGAAUUAAUUGAUGAUUUGGAUGAUAGUAGUAAUCAAAAUAAUAAUAAUCAAUCUUCUUCAAAUAGUCAUACAAAAUCAGAAUAG